CUACUUUCUUUUUGGUACACUGUAAUCCGCCUACAUACUUUAAAAUUAUAUAUAUAUACAUAUAUAUAUAAGUGACCAUGAGUUCCUUGUCAGGAGAUAUAAAGAGCUGGUUGCGGAUUGCUCUUAAGAAUUAUCAGGAUGCCGAGCGCACCGUCCGAGAUGUCGAUGCAGUUCUACAAAUGUACAUUUCUCUUACACCCAAGAUGGAUACCUACACUUACAACGAUGGCCACACUCAACUUUUGUUGUGUCUUCAUGGCACCAUUCCAAUCACUUAUCGCUCUAUUCCAUACAAUAUCCCGGUUGCUUUCUGGAUCCCAAGCGAGUAUCCAAUAUUUCCUCCUAUUCCAUACGUCAAACCGACUGCAAACAUGCUUGUACGCGAAGGCAAGCAUGUAGAUAAAAGUGGAUUAUGUUAUCACUCGUAUCGUUCUUUAUGGAAAAACGAUGUCAAUAACCAUACUCUAUUAGAAUUGAUUGCAAUACUUCAAGGAGUAUUUGGGCAAGAACCCCCAGUGUUUACCAAACCACCAUCCAACCCUUUGCUCAGCACACCGCCACAAUUAGGAUCGCCACAAAAACAAGACACGGUUCCUGACAGAAAUAUGUUCAUCCGGCCAUCCCCUAGUCCUUCCACCCCAACUAACAUGGCUCUUUCUCCACCACAUAUUCCUCCGUCAGCCAACACGUCUUUGUCUAGGUGGGCAGGCGAUGGUACAGCUUAUUACAAUAUACAAAAGGGUCUCGCUUCUAUGUCCUUGAGUCCUUCAGACUACACUAAUCACACAACAUUGCCUGUACCAAAUCCAGCUCCAUUAUCUUCAUCAUCAACACCAACAGCAGCAACAGCAUCUCCAGCAGUAGCAGCAGUAUCAGUAGCACCAGGAGUAGGAGUAGGAGGAAGUGGAGUUGUAGGUGUAGUACCAUCACCUGUAGCUGGACAAAUUGGUCCAUCUCUUACAGACCUUGGUGACCUUCAAGAUCGACUCUAUCGUAAAGUAGCUGAGCGCAUGGAGCAAUUUAAUCAGGUUAUAUCAAGAGAUAUUGAUAGUUUAUUGAUGACAAAUCGCCAAUUGAAUGAUGGCGAUAUCCAGAUCGAGCAUGAACAGCGCAUGCUUCUUGAUAUACGUGAACGUCUCAAGAACAAUAUACGGGUUAUUUCAACAAAAACAGUUGAAUUGGAUGAAGCAAUCUCUACAGCUAAUACAAUGCCUGAUGUAUCUAUGGAUGAGUCCAUCUACGGCACAACUGUUGUUUACAACCAGAUGUUUGAUCUGGUAGCAGACGAUAAUGCGGUUGUAGACACAAUUUAUUACUUGAGCAAAGCAUUGAAUUCGGAAUGUAUUGACCUUGCGACAUUUAUGAAGUGUACACGAUCCCUGGCAAGAGAACAGUUUAUGAAACGUGCACUCCUAAAGAAGAUCACAGAAGCUUAAAAUAAAACACAGAACACAAAAUACGAUUGAAAUAAAAUAAAGCAAAAGUUCAACGUAUAAAAAUAAAAAUAAAAAUUAACAAU
This is a messenger RNA of Phycomyces blakesleeanus NRRL 1555(-), 1519 nucleotides long. RefSeq lists its product as hypothetical. Gene Ontology annotation, biological process: protein transport; protein modification process; endosome to lysosome transport. NCBI's taxonomy places the organism in Eukaryota, Fungi, Mucoromycota, Mucoromycetes, Mucorales, Phycomycetaceae. The transcript has 7 exons. Bases 78 to 1436 code for a protein of 452 amino acids. The record is from RefSeq and is a predicted model, not a curated record. Gene Ontology annotation, molecular function: ubiquitin binding. Gene Ontology annotation, cellular component: ESCRT I complex.